Paramecium octaurelia is the source of this 920-nucleotide messenger RNA. The record is from the annotation of a GenBank genome assembly. Lineage: Eukaryota; Ciliophora; Oligohymenophorea; Peniculida; Parameciidae.
AUGGAAAAACAAGGGGAAUAAACUACAAAUAUUUUUUAAGGAUAUGCAUUAUAUGGUUUAAAUAAAUAUUAAGAAGCGAUUGAGUGUUUCGACGAAGCUCUUUCUCUCAAUCCUAAUAAUGAUGCUGCAUGGAAUAACAAGGGUAAUAAACUAUCAAAUAUUACAUUAAGGAUUAGCAUUAAAGAAUUUAAAGAAUUAUUAAGAAGCUAUAGAGUGUUACGAUGAAGCUCUUUCUAUAAACUCUAAUAAUGAUACUGCAUGGUAUAACAAGGGUAAUAAGCUUCAGAUAUUUUUUAAGGAUAUGCAUUAUAAGAUUUAAAUAAAUAUUAGGAAGCUAUUCAGUGUUUCGAAAAAGCUCUUUCUAUAAAUCCUACUAGUGAUGAUGCAUGGUACAACAAGGGUAAAAAAAUUUUAAAUAUCUGAUUCAGGAAUAGCAUUAAAUAAUUUACAUAAAUUUUAAGAAGCUAUUGAGUGUUUCGACGAAGCUCUUUCUAUCAAUUCUAAUAAUGAUACUGCAUGGAAUACAAAGGUAUUGAAUUUACAAAUAUUUAAUGAAGGGUAUGCAUUAUACGAAUUAAAGGAAUAUUAAGAAGCUAUUUAGUGUUACGACAAAUCUCUUUCUAUCAAUCCUAUUGAUAAUAAUGCAUUUACAAAUAAAGGUUUAAUUUAUUUAAAAAAUAGGACUUACACUACAUUAAUUAAGACAAUAUAAAAAAGCAACAAUUUGUUAUAAGAAAGCACUCUCUAUUUCAACUAACCCUUAGACUUUAAGAUACCUAGGUAUAAAUUCCUAAUUACCUUAAGGCGAUUCACUAUUCGAAUUAGGAUUGAAAUCCUAAGCUAAAUAGUCUUAUUUGGCUGCAUUACAACAAGGAUCAACUGAUGACAAAUACAUAAAUAAAUAAUUAUAACAGCUAUGA